Limulus polyphemus (Atlantic horseshoe crab) is the source of this 14246-nucleotide messenger RNA. RefSeq names its product fat-like cadherin-related tumor suppressor homolog. The record is from RefSeq and is a predicted model, not a curated record. The transcript has 32 exons. Lineage: Eukaryota; Metazoa; Arthropoda; Merostomata; Xiphosura; Limulidae. Gene Ontology annotation, biological process: homophilic cell-cell adhesion. Gene Ontology annotation, molecular function: calcium ion binding. Gene Ontology annotation, cellular component: cell-cell junction; plasma membrane. Bases 66 to 12071 code for a protein of 4001 amino acids.
UCCACACAGAACUCUUAACUGUUUCUGCUGUAGACUUUGAUGCAGACAGCUCAGUGACGUAUAAAAUGGUUCCCUCGGGUUAUAAUCGUUGUUUUCAAGUCCAUGCUAUUACAGGAAUACUGUCUCUGACUUGUGAUCUCAGCGAAAAUAUAUUUUCGAAGAAUGUCAUCAACAUUUCAGCUACAGAUGGACAACACUAUUCAGAUGUUUUGGUUAUUAGUAUAAAAGUUGUUGACCCGUUACAGCACCGAGGAUUGAUCAAUAAAGAUGCUGUGGUUGAAUGUAGAGAUGAUGGUGUCACGGAUAAACUAAAAGAACAGAUCACUAUCGCUAAAAAGAACAAUCAGGAUGGAACGAAUGACGUCACCGAGGCUACUCCUUCAAGGUAUGGGGAGAACCUACAUAGUCCUCAGUUUUAUAAUGGCCUCCCUAUGGAAAUUGUUCUCAAGGAAAACCUACCAAUAGGCACAGAAGUACUGAAAAUCUCAGCAGAAGACCAUGAUCAUGGUUAUAACGGAAAAUUGGUAUAUGUCAUAUCAAAUGGAAAUGACGAUAGCUGUUUUAAAAUUGAUAUGCAUUCUGGAAAACUUGUUAUAAUUGGUGAACUUGACCGAGAAACAACAGCGAAAUACAUGCUUAAUAUAUCCGUAUUUGAUCUAGGCCAACCACCUCAAGCUACAUCAACAGUUUUACAUGUUGUACUGAAAGACGUUAAUGACAAUGUUCCUGUCUUUGAUAGAUCUGCUUACGAUUUUUCUUUAUUUGAGGAUACCCCUAAUGAGACAGUUAUUGCAAAACUUAUAGCUUCUGAUGCAGAUUCUGGGCCCAACGGACAAUUAGUCUUUUCAUUGGCUACUGAUACCAAGGAUUUUUAUAUAGAUAAAGCCAUGGGGACGUUAUCUGUUCAUGGGCCUUUAGACAGGGAACGGAUAAAUUAUUAUAGGCUCAAAGUUCGAGUGUCAGAUUCUGGUUCGGAAGAAGUUCUUUCUUCUUAUACUGUGGUAAAUAUUGAGGUUCAAGAUGUUAAUGACAAUUCUCCCAGUUUUCCGCUUGGUCAGUAUUUAACUAAGCUUCGAGAGGACAUUCCAAUAGGAUCCGUAGUAAUGAGUUUAUCGGCAACUGACCCUGAUCUGAACGACGCAGGAACAGUGUCUUAUGAAUUGCUAAACGACAAAAUGGGAAUUUUUACCAUCGAUAAACAGAUGGGAAUCAUACGACUAAAUCGUAAACUAGAUUACGAGGAAAGACAAAUUUACAACUUAACGGUUUUAGCUAGCGAUUUGGGAGUCCCCAUGCAAUCAUCUAGUGCUUUCCUGCUGGUGGAAGUAGAAGAUGUGAACGAAAACAAUGAUGCUCCAGUUUUUAACGAACGCGUUGCCACAGGAGCAGUUAGCGAAAACCAAGCAUCAGGAACUUUUGUCAUGCAAGUUAAAGCCAAUAAUGAUAAUCAUAGAAAUUGGAAUGACAAAGUAGCAUAUUUCUUGGAAGCACAAGAAGGGACUGGACUCUUCAGAAUUGACGAAGAGGGAAUAAUUUGGACUGAAGUUUCUCUCGACCGUGAAGAACAGCCUCACUACUGGCUAUCAGUAUAUGCUCAAAACAAGGAGCUUUUCCCCCUUCAGACCCGAUUAGAUCUCUACAUAGAGGUGCUGGAUGAAAAUGACAAUGUACCUCUCACUGACGAACCUAUCUAUUACCCCUCCGUAGUGGAACGUGCAGACCCAGGAACCACUGUGAUUCGACUAAAUGCUUUCGAUCAAGAUUUGAACUCCCAAGACGGACUAACCUUUAAUAUUACAGCUGGAAAUGCUCAGGGGUUCUUUGUUAUCGAUCGAACAACAGGUAUAAUUCAGACUACCGGAUGGCAACUAGACCGGGAAACACAGGAAGAACACAUUUUAGAGGUGACUGUCACGGAUUCUGGGACACCUGCUCUCUCCUCAACAACUAGAGUUGUUGUAACUGUGGCGGACAUUAACGACCAUGACCCAGAGUUCCUUCAUCACAUAUAUCUUCAUUGCACGGUGCUUCCUACAAAUAUUUCUGACAAAGAACAUGCUUUGUUUCGGGUUGUUGCCAUGGAUCACGAUGAAGGACCAAGUGGCAGUGUGACAUAUGGUCUUGAAGCCGGAGAAAUGAACAACAUAUUCCACAUCAGUCCAAUAAGCGGGACUGUGACAGUAAAGAAACCGCUCGAAGCUGGUGAAGAGUAUGAUCUGAGAGUUAGAGCAACGGACGGUGGUCAACCCCAACGAUCAACCUUGACAAGGGUUGUGAUAAAUGUACUUUCCACUCCUAAAAGCUCUCCGAAUCCUCCACUUCUAAAACUUCCUGAAGCUUAUGCGAAAGUUAGUGAAAGUGAGAAAGUAGGCCACCUGGUGGUUUUGAUUGACGUUGAGGAUCCAGAUGGUGAUAAGUUGUGGUACAGCAUCACGAAUGGAAAUGAAGAACAUAAAUUUACAAUGAGACCUGAUGAGAGAGGAAUAUUGUUAGCAGAACCUUUAGACUGGGAGACUUGUAGCUACUACAACUUAACUGUUAGAAUAACGGAUGGCGUGUAUACUGUAACAACAAAGGUUUAUGUCGAAGUCCAAGAUUACAAUGAUCAUCCACCAGUUUUUGAACAAAUGAUAUACCAUUUAACGGUUUCUGAAAAUGUUGAAGUUGGAACAAUACUUGUACAGCUAUCAGCUACAGAUCUGGAUCAAGAUAAAAGGCUGUUUUAUUCCCUGUAUAACAGUGCAGCUACUUCCAGUCUUCGGAUGUUCCAUCUGGACGAAGUAACGGGCGUUCUAUCGGUAAUGGAAGAGCUUGACCAUGAACUAAUUCAUCAGCAUAUUCUAACAGUAUUAGUGAAGGAUCGUGGGACUCCUGCAAAACGAAACUUUGCAAGAGUAAUCAUUGAUGUAGAAGAUCACAACGACCAUUCUCCAGAGUUCCUGCUGUCUUUGUUUGAAGCUCCCGUGCUCGAGACAGCAGCAGUUGGGACCUCUGUUGUACAAGUAUCGGCGUUUGACAGAGAUAAAGGAAGAAACGCACAAAUCUGUUUCUCACUCAUUUCCGGGAACUUUGGAAAUGCCUUCAUGGUUGACCCUAAUCUUGGUACUGUUUUGGUAGCCAGAAAAUUAGACCGCCUUACGAUGCCAGAAUAUUUUCUCGUUCUAAAAGCUUCUGACAAUGGGUUACCUUCUCUAAGUAGUACAGUCCACGUUCGAGUAGUUGUUACAUUAGCUGAUGAUGCUGCACCUAAGUUUUCUAAUGAAGACUAUUCAGUAAAUAUUUAUGAAAAUGUAAAAGUUGGAACCGUUGUUAUGACGGUUUCAGCAACAAGUCGUUCUUCUGUUUACUACGAGAUUACAUCUGGAAAUGAAGAAGGGCGUUUUUGCAUAAACCCUCACUCUGGCGUUAUAUUUACUAUUUCCGAAUUGGAUUAUGAACAAAACAAAUACUAUAACCUGACAAUUCAAGCCAUAAACCUGACUGGAAGAAAUUCAAGUCGAACCGCACUCAUCCAAAUAUUAGACUAUAAUGACAACAGGCCUAUUUUUUUAAAGUUAGAUUAUCAUGGAGAAGUAAGUGAGGCUGCAGAAGUUGGUGCCUUAGUUUACUCGAACGAUAGCACUCCAUUGGUGAUAGUGGCUGGGGAUAAGGAUUCCAACAUCAACUGCCACUUGCAUUACGAAAUUGUAGAGAAUAUAGCCAAGAAUUUCUUUAAGAUUGACUCCAGCACAGGGACUCUCAGAGUAGCUCGACACCUAGACUAUGAAAAAAUGUCAGAAUUCCAUUUCCGAGUCCAAGUUUUUGAUAGUGGUAGUCCUAGACUCGAGGCAGAAACCACAGCCCACGUUCACGUCCGCGUUACUGAUACGAACGAUUCUCCCCCUCAGUUCGAACUGAGGCAGUAUGACGCCUACAUAUUUUUACCGACUUACAAUAACGUCGUGGUUACUCGAGUAAAAGCUCAUGACGUCGACUUGUCGAUAAAUAGUGUUUUAAAGUAUAAAAUUGUAUCAGGAAACACGGGUGGUAAAUUUUUUAUCAAGGAAAACUCAGGUGAAAUAUUUCUUAAAGAACCACGUGCCUUACAAAAUUAUUAUUCUUUAAUAGUUUCUGUUAGUGAUGGAAUAUUCGAGGCAAGCACAAAAGUCGUAAUCCGAGUGAGGAAAACAGAAAACAGUGGGCUUGUAUUUGACGAAAUAAAAUACACCAAUGAAAUCUUUGAAAAUACGACAGAAGUUAUGAUCGUUGCUGUCAUUACGGUUUUAAGUGUUGGUUUGAACGAGCAUUUAACAUUUAACAUACUCAAUCCUUCAGACAUGUUUGAUAUUAGCUCAACGUCUGGCGUUCUCCGUACCACUGGAAGACCUUUCGAUCGAGAAGUCAAGGAAAGAUAUACGUUAGUGGUGGAAGUCAGAGGCGAUGCUACAGGUGAACUUCAAGUCGCUCAUGUUCUGGUGGAAGUCACUGUGCUUGAUGUAAAUGACAAUGUCCCAAUAUUUGUUAACUUGCCUUACUACGCAGUAGCUCCGGUGGAAGCACAGCAUGGUGAUCUGAUCUGGAAAGUUCAGGCAGUGGAUAACGACCUAGGUUUGAACAAGUUAAUAACCUAUAAACUUGCAAGAAGUAGCACUGAUAUAUUUGCUGUUGAUGGUAGACUUGGGGAGAUUCGACUUCAACGUCCAGUCAGGACUGACGUCAAGGAAUACAUCUUGACUAUAAUUGCUGUCGACAAUGGUAAUCCGCCACUUCAAAGUGAGGCUACAGUACAUAUUAAAGUGAUUAGUCAGGACACGCCCAUUUUUCUUCAGCACUUCUUCAGCCGGAUGGUUCCAGAAAACACAUGUUGUAAUAUUCCUUUGUUAUCUCUUGGAGCUAAUAGUCCAUAUGGCCAUCAAGUCGUUUAUAGUAUUGUUAGAGGAAACGAAGAGGAUCUUUUUGAUAUCGAUUUUCAAAACGGUGUUAUCUUCGUUACUGAUGAGUUGGAUUAUGAAACUUCCACUGAACACUAUCUGACAGUGAGAAGCACAGAUUCGGCAACUGGAGCCCACACAGAGGUACUAGUACAUAUCGUCGUAGAAGAUAUCAAUGACCAUUCGCCAGUUUUUACACACGAUUCGUACAACGUGACAAUAUCAGAAGCUGUACCUUUCGGGACUACUGUUUUGACAGUGCAAGCAAAAGAUGAUGAUAAGAAUGCCAGUCAAAUGCUUCAAUAUAGUAUAUUAGGUAGAGCUACGGCAUUUUUCCACGUGGAUUCUAUAAAAGGGAAUAUUAUCAUCAAACACUCUCUUGAUCACGAAGUUCAAUCCUUUCAUCAUUUCGUUGUCAUGGUAGCAGACAACGGAUCACCGUCACUAAGCACGACCGCAGAUGUCUGGGUAACGGUAACAGACGUUAACGACAAUCCUCCUCGAUUUGGACAUGCUGACUAUAGUUGUGAAGUAAGCGUAUUGGUAGAGCGAGAUCAUUUUGUAACAAUGGUAGAUGCCUCGGACAUGGAUGCCACAGACCAACUGAAACUCUUGUAUUCCAUUGUGGGUGGCAAUGAUCUUCAAGCUUUCUAUAUUCAUCGGAAAACAGGAAUCAUAGCUAUUGCCAGCCCACGACAGUUUAUUAAACAGUCGUUCUACACACUUAAUGUGACUGUCACUGAUGGCGUGUAUUCCAGCUACACCGCUGUUUCAGUUAAUGCACGAAGUGAAAACCAACAUUCCCCAGUUUUCGACAGGAACAAGUACGAAGCUCUCCUGAAAAACGACGUGGCUCCAGGAACUUUAGUUGCCAUUGUUUCCGCCACAGAUAUGGACAAGGGUGUUUAUGGUCAGAUGGAGUUUAGUAUACCAAGUCAAAAGAGUUUGAAAUAUUUUUACAUUGCUCAGAAAACAGGACAGUUAUAUACAAAAAGGAAUUUUAAUCGAGAGAGAUUUCAACGGUACGAAAUCCCUGUCAAAGUCAGUGAUGGUGGGGGAAGAACUGGUUAUUCCUUAGUGCGUGUCACUGUUAUUGACGUCAGUUAUCAUUCGCUCGAGUUCUCCACUACUGAAUAUGUGCUGACCAUUUCUUCUAAUACAACAGUUGGCAGUAGUAUUCUGAAAACGCAGGCUUUUGAUCCUAAAGAUACUGUUGGAGGGAACCUGGUAUAUAGUAUUUAUCGAAAGCAGGAUUCGUUUUUGGACACAGUUCUUGGUAUCCAAGCGAACCACGGAGUUAUUUAUUUAAAACGACCCUUAAUGGGCCAAGAAGGCGCUGUGUAUCAGUUUUUCGUCAAGGCAGAAGAUAAGAUGUCACUUUCUCAAGAGGCACAAGUUCCUGUCACUAUUCGGAUAAGUGCACCUCAAAUUGUAAUACCUCGUUUCAAACAACACCAUUAUGAACACUUUGUCUCCGAGUCAGCAGAAAUUGGCACCAUCAUUUCUAUACUUAAUACUAGCUCUUUCUGGCCUAUUGUAUAUACGUUUACACCGGUAAAGGCAGAGUCUAAAUCUCAAAUAUUUCAAUCUAAAUUUUCAGUGAAUAAGCAAGGUCAUGUCUUGCUAAUGUCCAGGCUUGAUCGAGAAGAAGAGAUGACCUAUUUUUUAACAGUAAAAGCCAACAUCCAGGAAAACCCCCAACUAGCAUCAUACGUUAACAUUAAAAUAAUAGUAUUGGAUGACAAUGAUAACAUUCCAAAAUUCGAAUCUAACCAGUAUUCAGUUAAGGUAGCAGAAAACGUAGAAGUAGGUUGCCAGGUACUCAGAUUAGUCGCUCAUGAUGAAGACAUUGGUCAGAAUGCUGACAUAACCUAUUCGUUUGGCUUAUAUCAUGAUGAUGACGACUUCAGUGAAGUCUUUAGCUUAGAUGGCAACACAGGAUGGUUGACGACAAUGGUUCCUUUAGAUUACGAAAGCCGCUCAAGAUACAAUUUUACAAUAGCGGCUACUGACAAUGGCUCUCCAGCUUUAUCCUCAGUUGCCUUGGUGAGUAUAGAGAUUCAGGAUUAUAACGAUAACCCUACUACUUUCAAGCGGUCAUUCUACGAGGCAGCCAUCUAUGAAGACGCUGAAGCUGGAACUGACAUACUUGUCUUAGAUGUCGACGAUCGUGACAGUGAAAGAGUAAAACACAGCUUAGCUUUUUAUAUCACUAAAGGAAAUCUGAGAGAUUCUUUUCGAGUCCAAAAAACUGGAGAACUGUACGUUAAUACACCUCUUGAUCGAGAGCUGAUUCCCCACUACGAUCUGGAGAUUACAGUAACAGACGGCAAAUAUGUUUCCACUACACUUGUUUCUCUUGAUGUCCUAGAUGCCAACGACAACCCAACUAUGUUUCUCAAAUCAAAGUACACAGCAGUGUUGCCGGAGAACAUACCUGUCCAAACGUCUAUAUUACAACUAGAAAUUAGUGAUGCCGAUACUAAGAGAAACGCCCACGCUCUCAGUUUUUUGACGGGAAAAGGAGCAAAGGAUUUUGUAAUCAAUCCAUCUACAGCUGUUUUGAAUGUGGUGCGGCCACUGGACAGGGAGAAGAUAUCUCAGUACUACCUGCAGGCACACGUCCUCGACAGUAAGCGACCACAUUGGGAAAGUAUCUGUAAUAUUAAAAUUAUUUUGAAUGAUGUCAACGAUAAUGCACCUAGUUUCACAGCUCCGGUUUAUUCCGUCAGUGUGUCAGAAGAUUCUAGAGUCGGAACACUCGUAAUGAAGAUCCAUGCUGUUGACAGGGAUAAAGGACGAAAUCGAAAACUCUCCUACGAGUUUAUCUACUCAGCUGAAGAGACAUUCUCAAUCGACAAAAAGAAUGGUAUUGUUCGUUUAAAUAAAAAACUGGAUAGAGAAAGAGUGGGAUUUUAUAACUUAACCGUUAAAGUAACUGAUCACGGAAUUCCACAGUUGUCUUCUGUAGCUGCAGUAUAUGUGCAAGUGCAGGAUAUAAACGACAAUCCACCAGUUUUCAACAAGAGACACUACAGAGCCCUAGUAUCUGAAGAAGCAGAACUGUACACAGAAGUGAUCCAGGUUUUAGCUGUUAGUAUCGAUGCCGGUAACAAUGCUGAAAUAACAUAUUCGAUAUCCUCUGGGAAUGACCUUGGACAUUUUGAAAUCCAUCAAAAAUCUGGUGUUAUCACCGUGACUAAGCACCUAGAUUAUGAAGAUAUACAGGAUUAUUUUUUAACUAUUGAAGCUAAAGAUGGAGGAACCUCACCACUUACAACUCAUGCUACUGUAAAUAUCUCAGUCAUAGAUGCCAAUGACAACGCUCCCAUUUAUAGUCAGGCAUCUUACCAAACCAUUAUUCGAGAAGAUGCUUCAGUGGGAGACAGAAUCAUUCAGGUGAAAGCAAGCGACAUAGACAGUGCUCCAAACGCCCAGCUGUCCUACUUUAUUAUAGAAGGAGAUCGUUAUAGACAAUUCUAUGUUGAUAGGGAGGAGGGUUACAUUGAAAUAGCUGCUCCGCUUGACCGGGAAACGAUUUCUAAAUAUGCAUUGGAAGUGGAAUGUCGUGACAGUGGGACGCCGUAUCUUUGGACUCGAGUUCUUGUAGAUAUUGAAAUAUCUGACGUAAAUGAUAAUCCACCAGUGUUUUCCAAAACUAACUACUCAGUCAUCAUUCAGGAAAACAAGGAAAUUGGCUUUCCAGUAAUUACUUUUAGUGUUAAUGAUAAAGAUACUGUUCCAAACACCGGACCUUUUAUUUUCGGCAUCAUCUCCGGUAACGAGGAUAAUUCAUUCCGCAUACUGCCUCAAGAAAGGGUCUUAGAAACCGCCAAAAAAUUCAGUUAUCAAUAUCGAAGCAACUACACAUUGUGUAUUCAGGUUACAGAUGCUGGACUUCCUCCUCUUAGCAGCCAGGCUUGGGUCACGGUCCUCAUUGUUGAAGAAAGCCGUUUUGCACCGAAUAUAAUUCCACUUGAAAUCAUAAUUACUUCCUUUGGAGUUAAAUUUCCUGGGGGCAUUUUGGGUCGUGUUCGAGCAACUGAUGAAGAUCCUUAUGACACACUGAGCUUCGAUAUAUCGUCUCCACAUAAACAUCUAUUUCAAAUUGAUCACGAGGACGGAACACUAUCGUCGGUACCAAGUUUGGAUCCUGGUUUUUAUAUGAUCAACGUUAGUGUGACAGAUGACAAGUUCACCACGAGUAAAACUAUCACUAUCCAAAACAAUCUGCUCACAGAAGAAGCUAUAAAACAUGGAGUUGUCAUUCGUAUAGCAAGUAUAAGUUCUGAGCGGUUUCUUCUUUAUUACAAAGAAAAAUUUCUUGAGUUUGUUCGGAGAAUUUUAAACGUUCCAUUAACGAAUGUUCAGAUAAUUAGCAUACAAAAAGCAAAUAUGAACAACACCAAAACUACGAGAGGGACGCAUCCGGACCUUGACGUAUUUUUCUGUAUAAGGGAAGAUUCUUCCGUCUUCUACUCAUCAAAUUUAAUCCGCAGUAAGCUAAAAGUAAAGUUGGAAUCAUUCCAGAAAUAUGUUGGGUUGGAAAUCCAAGAAAUUAUGGAUGACUGGUGCACCUUAGUGACCUGUGUGAACGGGAAGUGUAUUCAUCAGAUAAUGAUGGAUGAGAGUGAAAUUAAGGCCAUUAGUACCGAUACCUGGAGCUUUGUGUCACAUCAUUUUUAUCAGAUGUCUAGUUGUCAUUGUGAGCCAGGCUAUGGUGGCCCCCAUUGUGAACGAGGGGUAAGUGCUUGUACCCGCCGACCUUGUCCUUUAGAAAAAGUUUGCAUUCCUGCUGCUUCAACCCUCGGAUAUGUCUGUGAAUGUCCGAAAGGAAAAACGGGGACGUUAUGUGAUCGUGAAAAAAACAAAUGCAACGGCUCUCAUUGUUACGAAGGAAAAAAUGUCAUUACUUUUGGUGGAAAAAGCUUUGCUCAGUACACCAUGAACGCACCUGUCGACCACCACUUCACUGUCCACUUGCACAUUCGAACUGUUCAGGCUACUGGCAACCUUAUGUUUGCUUCUGGAAGAAAAGACUACAGUAUUUUAGAAAUGAUCAACGGAGCUGUUCAGUUCAGGGUGGAUUUUGGCAGUGGAGAAGGUAUCGUUCGAGUGGAAGAUAUCAAAGUAAACGAUGGCACGUGGCACGAAGUCAAGGUGGAACGUAGAGGAAAUACAGCAACUGUCACUGUAGAUGAUCUAGCCAAAGAAACGGGAGUAGCUCCUGGUUUUCACGACCUGUUGAACCUUGACGGAAAUGACUUGUAUUUCGGAGCAGAAGCUAGAUCUUUGAGAUAUGAUGACGUUAGAAUGGGUUUUAUAGGCUGCAUGGCUGACAUCCGUAUCAAUGGAGUUGUACUACCUCUAAACAUUACCAGUACCAACAACGUUUCCACUCUCCGCAGAUUUGUUAAUAUAGAGUUCCGAUGUGGUGAACUGGUUGACCUCGGGAUAUGUGGAAUACAACCAUGUCUACACGGAGGCACGUGCCAAGAAAAUGAAAGUUCCUUCAUCUGUCUAUGCUUACCUCGUUUUCUUGGAAUCAAUUGUGAAAUAGACACAGAUCCUUGUGCCUCUAACCCUUGUCUCUAUGGUGGUACCUGUCGCAACCAGAGCAAUGGUUAUCAUUGCGAAUGUCUGCCUGGUCAUAGUGGUACUCGGUGUGGUUAUGGACAUUUCUGUAAUCCGAAUCCUUGUCAGAAUGGAGGCAUAUGUGAAGAGGGUACGUAUGGACCAGUGUGCAAAUGUCAGGGUUUCCAUGGUGACAGAUGUCAGUUAGAUUUGGAUGAGUGUCAAGGGGAUCCUUGUGGAGUCGGAGCAACAUGUAUCAAUUUUCAUGGAAUGUUCCAGUGUCAUUGCCAACCUAACAUGACAGGACCUCUCUGUACUGAACCUCUCUUUACUGCGUCGAUCACUUCCACAAGCAUGAAUACUACCCUGGAAGAAAUCAUUGGUAUUGUGUUGAUGGCGGUGUUUCUUCUUGCUGUAUCAGUCGGAAUGGUAUGUUGCUGUAAACGAUAUCAUCGCAAGUGUCAUCAGGGACAGAGAAAUAAUAACUUACAGGAUGACUCCAUCACAAAUGAAAUGAUGGUGAAGAAUUCUGUGUUACAUCGAGAUGACCAUAAACAUAUAAACAAGUUGACCAAUAUAGAAGAUACCUCAUUUACUAGACCAACAGUACCCCCUAGACCCAAAGGCUACACCCCAAGUAUACAAGAAUCUUUCAACAACUUGGACACGGCCAGAUCAUAUGAGCAGGUUUCAGAAGAUUUGGAGACCUUCCCUCGAUACAGUAAAGCUCUUCCACGGAUCAAGAAACGUCUCCAGACAAUAAGGAAUCUGUCUUCCGUCCCCAAACUAGCGUCUUCAGACAAAUCCGGAACCUCUAACAACACCAUUGCAAGAAAUGGACUGGAAGAAAAAGUUCAAAAUGAUGACCGUGAGCUGAAGAACGAGGAUAAUCUGGAACAAGAUUAUCAGAUGCAUAAGUCCUACUCUGGAGCCUCUGUUCGCCGUCAUCACAGCAUAUCCAUAACUUCUUUCCGGGCAGGGGGCGUUGUACGAGAACCAGAUGGGAAGGUUCACCUAGUCUCUAGCAGAGACGAGCACUACCAUACGGAUUUAGAUCGCAGCUAUGAAAAAUUGAAAUGUGACAAAUUGGGACUCCAAGCGGAAAGUGAGAGAACUAUCCCACUUCACUCAUGUCAGAGCGUAGAGUUCUAUACCGGUGUAACGCCUGACAGCAGACACUGUACUGUAACGCCCUCUUCAGCACACGAAGAAUGUGAAUAUAAAGACAUUUCUUCCAGAGCCUGUAACGUGCACUGUAAUCAUCAACCAUGUACAUGCCUAAAAGAACCCCAUCAUGAUUUUUCAGAUGAUGAUGAUAUUGUUUCAUACGGUUUCCCGUCACAAGGAUGCAAGGGUUUCAUGCUCGAAUUAGCUUACAGCAUUAGUGAUCCCAAUAUCCCCCACUCUUGCGACCAUGGCAACCUAGCUGAAACUGUUGGACAGUAUCCCUAUCCCGCCACAAUUUCUAGUCCGAUAUCCAGCGUUGUUCCACCAGGGUUUAGAGAUAAUGACGAUUUCGAAGUGGUGUACAACAUGAGCGUAACCGACUCUUCCAAUAGACUUUCCUCGUUACAACCCAGUGUUUGAAUGAAUGAAUGAAAAAUAACUCUGAAUUAAUCAAGAUAACAUUACAUUUUAUUUAAUGCGUAACUAGGUUUAUGGAAACAGUUAUUUAUCAGUAUAUAUAAUACAUGACUGUAACAACAUACUGUAAGUAAUCAUUACAGGAGUGGAUUUUGUUUUGAUGUUCCGUACAUUACAUUAUUGCCAAAAUUUUGUCAGAUAAAUAUACAUUUCAAUGUUUAUAAUUUUUGUCUGUAAAACAUUUUGUCACUCCAUUAACAUAGAUAUAAAUGCAUUUGACUAAAUAAAUGUAAAAGUGCCUUACUUCUCCUGGGUGUGGUAACAAUAGUAAUUUAAUCAUCUUGCCUUUAUCUUACCAGGAAUGAGAGAUGAUUGAUUGAUUAAUCAACAUGUACAGAUGUGAAUUAGUAAAAAAUAUUAAAAGAGGAAUAUUCAUUCAUAAUUGUUCCUAUUUUAUAAUUUAUUAUUAUUUUACAAUGUAGUAUUUUAAUUAUAUUUUUUUUCCAUUUCCGUACUUUAAAAAUUUUGUUGCUACUUAUGCUUGUAAUGCGUGGAAAGGAAAACUAUGAUGUAAAAUAGCUAACGAAUUAUAAAACUUGUAAAACAACUCGUACGUUUGUUUACGCAUUUUUACAAAUAUGACUUAUAAUGCAUGGCAAAUGUCUUUUGUAAGUAUUUAAUGAGACAAUUAAUGUUUCUGAUAUACAUCUAUACCGUAAAUUUCACCUGCUAGAGCUACAAAAUUAUCCAUCACAAGUUAUUGCGUCACAAAAGACUCUUCUGUAUACAUUUUACAAUGAUAGACGACUUUUUAACAUUUUGGCUGGAUGUAACGAAACUAGCCCUUUGGCGAUUUGCGACUGGUUGUAAGCUUAAAGUACGAAGAAUGGGGGUUGUAUUUGAAGGUUGUAUCUGUCUCAAAUGGUUUUCAUUAGGUGUAAGAGUCCUUAAUUUAACACAGAUAUUUGCUAUUUUUCUUUAUAUUUACAUAUCAGUAAUGCUUAAGAUCUUGACUUGUCAGAAAUUAGACAUACUGAUAUAGUUAUAAUUUUUUUUACCAGAAUCGAUAUAUCUAGCAUUUAAACAAUCAUGUCAAAAUAUGGGACAUGGGUCAAACUUAAAUAUAGAAUUCACGUAUUUUAAUGUUCUCAAAGGCCAAUAUCUCAACACAAUGACACAUCAAGUGUUUUUCUUAUCAACCAGAUGUGUUGUGUGAUAGAUCAGUUUAUAACUCUAGGAAUUGCGGUCAGAGAUAACAUUUAUGGAAAGCGUUGUAACAUUUUGUAUUAUAUUAUUUCCAUGAAAAAUGUCUUAUUACAUUAGGAAGUAAUGUUUCACUUUGUCAGUGACUCAAUACCUCAACUGAACUCCGAUAAAACAAACAAAAAGAACGUACAGUAAUGUGGAACUUAGAAAGCAUAUACAUUAAUGACUAAACGAAUAUAAUAAAUAUAUAAAAUAAAACAAUGCUUAUAACAGAGAACUAUGGAAGAUGUACACAAGGAAUCAUCCAUUAUGUCUAUUAGAACUAUUUAAAUAUUCAUUUGAAAACUUUUUUUUUCAUAUUUAGAGCGGCUAGACUGGCUAAUAUACUUGUCUAGGGAGCCAUGAGUUUUCAAAUGCUUCAUAAACAUUAAUCCCUCAGUUUGUUUUUCAUUAUAUACAAAUUGUACUAUAUACGUUUUUCAUUACAUCGCAAUUGCAAAAUACGCAUUUGUUCCUUUCACAGAUUUAAUCUAAAUUUAGUUUCAGAUGUUAGUCCCUGGCAAAGUAAUGAAAGUGAAGAACUGCACAAGGAAAAAUGUUUGUCAUAGCACGCAUAGAGAUAGAGUAAAGCAGUAGUACAUUGGCGAACGUCAGAGAAAAAUCAGGAACUGUUGUGUACCAUUAACAUGUUGGCAGUAGGUUAUCAUGCCCAAAAAAACAAUCAUGCGGUUGGCUUAAGUAAAGCACAAAUAAAGGGUAAAGAGGAAAACACAAAAAAAGGAGGAAAGUUAAGAAGACAUCUAUAUCCAGUAUCAUGAUUCGAACCAUUCAGCCGUGGGUGGCAAAACUUCUUGAAAAUAUUAAAUAUCUCGUAAAUAUUGGAUUUGAAUCUAAGUUUGAAAUGGACAUCAACUGCCUGUUGUAGAAACCUACAGUUGCUGUCCAUUUCAAACUUAGAUUCAUUAUGAAUAC